Messenger RNA from Drosophila obscura, 2077 nucleotides. RefSeq lists its product as uncharacterized. NCBI's taxonomy places the organism in Eukaryota, Metazoa, Arthropoda, Insecta, Diptera, Drosophilidae. The transcript has 3 exons. The record is from RefSeq and is a predicted model, not a curated record. Bases 300 to 1979 code for a protein of 559 amino acids.
AAAUAGUUGUGUCGGGUCUCGGGAAAUUCACAAGGAACAUUGUUAAUAUUUUUUUAAAUUUUUUUCGAAGCCGACAUUUUAACUACGACGCCGUUGUGUUUCUUGUCGCAAGCGUAGUGUUGGAAAAUCUUUUUUUAAAUAUUAGCGCUUUGUUUUUGGGUACAGCGUCGGUUCUGGCGUACGAUCACUUUCAACUAAAUUUUUUUUCAUUUUUAGCGUUUCUUUUGACAAAUCAAAUUCACUUUGAGUAGCCAAUUGGGCAAAUUAUUAACCGAACGAAAGUAAAAAAACAGGACAGCAUGGACGACUCACGCCGCUCGAUGGCGGCCAACGAGGAAAGUAUUUCCAUGUACUUAUCCUUUGAUGCCGACGACACGCUGUCCGGUGGCAGCAAAUGGCAAUCUGCUAUGGUCAGCCACAACAGUCAGUAUAUGGAGGUGCACAGCUCCAAGAUGGAAGCCAAUUUGGACAAGACCGUGGAGGAUAGGGAGGUGAAACGUGCCGUCCUCCAGGAUCUGCAAUCCGAGCCGAACUCGCCGCUGAAACCAUUCGACCACAGCUUGUUGUACAAGCACAACGGGAGCUCCACUCCCUCAAAGAAAAUGGUAGCAGCAGAGUCGCUGCCAAUGCAAACCCCUCUUGAGGGGGAAAAUGCCGAGAACAAGGAGAACACACUGCCCGAUGAGCAUGCAGCCGGCGAUAGUACCUUGGAACUGACGGGCACCACCGUGAAGUUCAAUACAUUGAAAACCGAAGACUCUACCACGGAUGAAGUCUCAAUGCAGGAGGUUGCUAAGCCGAAUAUCCUCAAUAACGUUUAUCCUUUGAGCGAAAAUGUGGUCCUCGAGAACAUUACUGAAGUGUCCAAUGAGGAAUCGUCGAUUCUCGCUUGUUCUCCAGCUGUAAAAGAGACUCCUCCAGUCGCUGAUGUAGUCAAUGAAGUCUCUGAGCUGCUCGCCAAAGCUCUAAAGAUAUCCAGCGAUGUCAUGAUGCCGUCGACGUCGAAGUUAAACACUUUCGAAACCAACAAGAAGCGAGUAUCGCUACUCCCUAAAGCUUCUGGGGCCUUGCCACGUCCCCGCCGCUCGAAUUUGCCUACAGCCGCUGUCGAGACGCGCACCUACUCGUUCAAGCAACGCAUGUCCGUGGUAGUGAAAACUACGCUGAAUAGCCCCUCCCGCAAGAUGGGCUCAGGCGGCGGGCUACCAGUGAGCCGCCGCAGCGUUUUGCCCAUAUCCAAGAACAAAACUGGCAUAUCGCGCAAGUCCAUCUCCACCACUGGGAUCAGUUCGCCCAAAAAAGUCAUACCAGUCGCUUCAAAGCCCCCAACUAAGAUCGCAUCCGAUGCAGUCUUCAACUGCAAUACUUGCGGGGUCAUUUUCCGUGUAAAGAGCCUGCACGAUAUGCAUGUUCGCAUGCACGACAUGGUGGAGAAUGGACCCAAGCCCCUCAAGAGACUGAACGCCAAUCAUCCGAUUGGUGCAAGUGCCACUGCGAGCAAGAAUCGCUGCAAGUUUUGCGACAAGAACUUCGCCCUGGAGCGUGCCCUGCACAUUCAUCUGAUGCAGAACUGUGACAAGAUACCGCCGGCCGAAAAGCGCAAGCUUGAGUUCACAGAACUAAAUCAUGUGAAGAAGGCGCAGCUACCCAAAAUAGCUAGUGGCGCUGGCGGUGGAGGUGGCGCUGGUCCAUCAGUUUUGAGUGCACACAAGUCACAGCCUCUACAAAUUACAACACCAAUUGGGAGGGCUAGCUCUUAUGGAGCCCAGAACAUGGGACCGCCGUCCGUAAAGAAGGUGCCAAAGAACGUUGCCCACGCUGGUGUUUAUCGCACACCCACAAAGACUGUGCCAUGCAACAUCUGCAAGCAGUCGUUCAAGAGUAUAUUGGAGUACACCAACCACUGCAUGACGAUGCACUCGAAGAGUCAGACCCUAAAGGUCGCCGCUAAGCAUGAAGCACCGAGUGCUGAGGUUUAAAUCAAACAUUUUGUCUUUACUCUACCCUAGCUAGACCUAAGUUCCAGUGUACUUUAAUCUCCAACAACCGACAACCAAAAUACACUCUAACAUAAUCA